This is a messenger RNA of Uloborus diversus, 1072 nucleotides long. Its product is annotated as rab-like protein 3. Gene Ontology annotation, molecular function: GTPase activity; GTP binding. The transcript is spliced from 8 exons. Bases 323 to 901 code for a protein of 192 amino acids. The record is from RefSeq and is a predicted model, not a curated record. Gene Ontology annotation, biological process: intracellular protein transport. Lineage: Eukaryota; Metazoa; Arthropoda; Arachnida; Araneae; Uloboridae. Gene Ontology annotation, cellular component: endomembrane system.
CGUCAUCGGACCGACACCGACUAGGGACUCUAAAACCGACUAAAGACAUAAACAACAACGUUAAAUAAUAAUUUGUUGUGCAUUGUUUCUUUUACUUUACUGUUUCUUCAUGAAUAACGAUAUGGCAUCAAUCGAAAAAGUAAAGAUUCUUAUAGUUGGUGAUUCAGGAGUUGGUAAAUCCUCUUUGGUGCAUCUAAUAUGUCAUGGCGAGGCAAUCACAAAUCCUUCGUGGACUAUAGGCUGCUCUGUAGAAUAAGUUAUCAUUCGGUCUCCAGCUGAGCUACUUCGUAUUCCCUGCUGACAAGUGCUAAAAAGCAAGAAAAUGCAGUCCUCGGAUGGAAUGACUGAACUGCUUCAUGAAUUCAAAGAAGGUACUCCUUCCCAAAAAACAUAUUUUGUGGAACUUUGGGAUAUUGGUGGUUCUAGUAGUCACAGAAACAGCAGGACUAUGUUUUAUAAUUCUUUUCAUGGCAUUAUUUUAGUGCACGAUUUGACAAAUCGUAAAUCUAAACAGAAUCUAAGAAAAUGGCUUGCUGAAGUUUUGUCAAAGGAAGGUACGGGCAAAAAGAACAAUGGAUGGUAUAACUAUGAUUCAGAGCAAUUUGUGGACAAUCAAUUUCCAAUAUUAGUUAUUGGAACUAAACAAGAUUUAAUGAUGGCAGUCUAUCCUCCUGGAAGAACAAAACGUACUUCAUCUAUUGCAGAUGAAUGUGGGGCUGAUGAAAUUUAUGUGGACUGCAGACACCAACGAUCUUUUGCACCGGGAUCUAGUAAUGCAGUGAAACUUAGCAGAUACUUAGACAAAGUAAUUGAAAAGAAAUAUCACAAUCAAGGAAGUGUGCAUGUUUUGGAUCGAAGAAGAAUAGCAUCUCAUGCUAACAAACAAUCUCACAUGGAUUAAAAUAUAAAGUGAUGGACAGGAGAAAUUUAGUAUGUUGUAAGAAGAAUGUGUCAUUGCAGGACAUGAUCUGAAGUUACUUUUCAAGUUUGAGCUUGUUUUUUUUUUUUUUUUUUUUUUUUUCAAUGAACCAAUAUAUUUUUUCAAGCAAAUCUUUAUUCCCCAUUACUUGUG